AUGCCUCUAAUAGAGCAGUAUGACAGGGCGGCAGAUCCAGAAGAUCAUCUGGAGACUUUCAAAGCUCUGAUGUAUCUGCAAGGACCCUCUAACGCGAUCAUGUGCAGAGCAUAUCCAUCAACAUUGAAAGGAUCAGCAAGGCAAUGGUUCUCGCAUCUUAAGCCACAAUCCCUGGCUAGCUUUAUAGAUCUGGGAAGAGCUUUCUUAGCUAACUUUAUGAGCACCAGGAUCCAUAAAAAGACCGCGACAAACCUAUUAGCCAUCAGACAACAAACGGGAGAGUCAACCAGGGAAUUCCUCACCAGAUUCAAUAGGGAGGCUUUGGAAGUACGAGAUUUGGAUCCAAUGGUAACAUUCCAAGCUCUCAGCAGUGGAAUUAGAGAUAGGAAAUUGAAAGAGUUUCUAAUUAUGGAAGAACCAACAAACAUGUAUGAUCUCUAUUCAUGGUGUGAGAAACACAUCAACUUGGCGGAGGUUCUCGCUGCAGAGCAGCAAAAAGAGUCAAGAAGUGAAAGGAAAGGUCAAGAAAGAAAAGAACAACCAAUUAAUGGCAACAAGUUGAUGGAGAACAGAGAGCAAUGA
Telopea speciosissima is the source of this 582-nucleotide messenger RNA. RefSeq lists its product as uncharacterized. NCBI's taxonomy places the organism in Eukaryota, Viridiplantae, Streptophyta, Magnoliopsida, Proteales, Proteaceae. The coding region runs from base 1 to 582 and encodes 193 amino acids. The transcript has a single exon. The record is from RefSeq and is a predicted model, not a curated record.